UUACAUUUUGCUGAUGAGGAAAACUUCUCAAGGAGAUCUAGUGACUUGGCCAAGCUCUCACAACUAGCAAGUGAAGAAUUUUCUUUUAAACCUUCAGGUGUUUUAUCUGACCCCAAAGGUAGAGUUCUUUCUAACAGGGACAUUUUUGGUUUUGUUCAGUUCUCCUUGUCACAUAUGCACCCAUCACCAUCUCUGCAGAAACUGGAAAGCAGGAGGUGCGUCAAGAAGACUUUAUGAAUGGCAGUUGAAAGGAGAUGGACAUUUCUUCACUGAAUCUAUGUCCCUUACUGUCAAGAUGACACCCUAAAAUAGAUCUUGAAAAGGGGAGGGGGCGGCACCGCGGCUGCAGGGAAGGGCAGUCAGCAUAGAGAAAGAAAAGGUGACUGUCAUUGAAGCUAAGCCCGCGAUUUUCCAGGCAGAUUUCCACAUUUGGUUUUCAUCUCAAUUUAAGACCUCCUUUCUUCUUUCACUGUUACCGUGGUCGGUGUAAGGACGGUGAGAAUGAAUGGGGAGACUCUGCUGAUUGCGGAAAGGAGCCGCAUCUAGGGGCAAUUGGGCUGGUGGUGGUGGUGUCAUUGGGGUCCAUGUAGGAGUUGGGAGCCUACCCUUGCAGCUGCAGUGAUACCCGAACCCUGCAAAGGAGAAGCUGCUGGGGUAGGACUUUGGCUGGUCCUAAUGUAAAUAAGAGGCGGGCCAAGCAGUCCAGCCUGGCUCAGUUAUGCAAAACGGGAGCUGGGGCGCUGGGACAGCUCUGGCCACGCUGCGGAUGCGCGAGCUGAGGGGAGAGGGGGGUUGGGGAGGUCUGAAACCGCAGAGGGAGUGCGAAUAUGUAAAUGAAAGCCUGUGAUGGGUGUGGCCUGAAAGAGUAAUGCAAAUGAAGGGGCGGUCCCUGUGGUCUCCGCCUCCCACCCCCGCAGCUGUGGACAGCGGUGCAGAGCGCAGCUGGAGGAGCGACGGCAGCUGGGGGCAGUGACAGCUCGGAGCUCCGCUAGGCUAGGCGGCGGCGGGGCGACAAACCGCACGGCGAGGGAAGGAAGACCGAGCGGCCCCGGCAGCUGCUGUCGCCUCUUUCCCAGCCCCCGGUACCUCUCGGCUCUUCCUUGCGCGCAAGAUGGCUGACCCGGCUGCGGUGCCACCGCCGAGCGAAGGCGAGGAGAACACGGUCCGCUUCGCCCGCAAAGGGGCCCUCCGGCAGAAGAACGUCCACGAGGUGAAGAACCACAAAUUCACCGCCCGCUUCUUCAAGCAGCCCACCUUCUGCAGCCACUGCACCGACUUCAUCUGGGGAUUCGGAAAGCAGGGAUUUCAGUGUCAAGUGUGCUGUUUCGUUGUCCAUAAGAGAUGCCAUGAAUUUGUCACCUUCUCCUGCCCGGGUGCUGAUAAGGGCCCAGCCUCUGAUGAUCCACGGAGCAAGCACAAGUUUAAAAUCCACACUUAUUCCAGUCCAACAUUUUGUGAUCACUGUGGCUCUUUACUAUAUGGGCUCAUUCACCAAGGAAUGAAAUGUGACACCUGCAUGAUGAACGUGCACAAACGCUGUGUGAUGAAUGUUCCCAGCCUCUGCGGAACGGACCAUACUGAGCGCCGAGGACGAAUCUACAUCAAGGCCCAGAUUGAUAAAGAUGUUCUCACUGUUGUUGUAAGAGAUGCAAAAAAUCUAGUACCCAUGGACCCUAAUGGUCUAUCAGAUCCUUAUGUAAAACUGAAACUCAUCCCUGAUCCCAAGAGUGAGAGCAAGCAGAAGACCAAAACCAUCAAGUGUUCCCUCAACCCCGAGUGGAAUGAGACAUUUAAGUUUCAACUGAAAGAAUCCGACAAAGACAGACGACUUUCUGUGGAGAUUUGGGACUGGGAUCUGACCAGCAGGAAUGACUUCAUGGGGUCCUUGUCCUUUGGGAUCUCGGAGCUGCAGAAAGCUGGUGUUGAUGGAUGGUUUAAAUUGCUAAGUCAAGAGGAGGGAGAGUAUUUUAAUGUUCCGGUUCCUCCGGAAGGAGAAGAAGGCAAUGAAGAACUCCGGCAGAAAUUUGAGAGAGCCAAGAUUGGCCAGGGAACCAAGGUUACUGAAGAAAAGACAGCCAAUGCAGUAUCUAAAAUAGACAACAAUGGAAACCGAGAUCGGAUGAAACUGACUGACUUUAACUUCCUCAUGGUGCUGGGGAAAGGCAGCUUUGGCAAGGUCAUGCUCUCUGAAAGAAAAGGUACUGAUGAACUCUAUGCUGUGAAGAUCCUGAAGAAAGAUGUCGUGAUCCAAGAUGAUGAUGUCGAAUGUACGAUGGUGGAGAAGAGGGUGCUUGCUCUUGCUGGGAAGCCCCCAUUCCUGACCCAGCUUCAUUCCUGUUUCCAGACAAUGGAUCGCCUGUAUUUUGUGAUGGAAUAUGUGAAUGGUGGAGAUCUCAUGUACCAGAUCCAGCAGGUUGGACGAUUUAAGGAGCCACAUGCUGUAUUCUAUGCCGCAGAAAUUGCUAUCGGUCUAUUCUUCUUACAAAGCAAAGGCAUCAUUUAUCGAGAUCUAAAACUUGACAACGUCAUGUUGGAUUCAGAAGGCCACAUCAAGAUUGCUGACUUUGGCAUGUGCAAGGAGAACAUCUGGGAUGGGGUGACCACUAAGACGUUCUGUGGCACUCCAGACUACAUUGCUCCUGAGAUAAUUGCCUAUCAGCCUUACGGGAAGUCGGUAGAUUGGUGGGCAUUUGGAGUGCUGCUGUAUGAAAUGUUGGCUGGCCAGGCUCCUUUUGAAGGCGAAGAUGAAGAUGAGCUUUUCCAGUCUAUCAUGGAGCACAACGUGGCAUACCCCAAGUCCAUGUCAAAGGAAGCUGUGGCCAUCUGCAAAGGGCUGAUGACCAAGCACCCAGGUAAACGUCUAGGAUGUGGGCCUGAAGGUGAACGAGAUAUUAAGGAACAUGCAUUUUUCCGAUAUAUUGACUGGGAGAAACUUGAACGCAAGGAGAUCCAGCCCCCAUACAAGCCAAAGGCUUGUGGGCGAAAUGCCGAAAACUUCGACCGGUUUUUCACCCGCCAUCCACCCGUCCUAACACCUCCUGACCAGGAAGUCAUCAGGAACAUUGACCAAUCAGAAUUCGAAGGAUUUUCCUUUGUUAACUCUGAAUUUUUAAAACCUGAAGUCAAGAGCUAAGUAGCUGUGUAGAUCUCCGUCCUUCAUUUCCAUCAUGCAAUCCCAACAGCUGUCUUGGUGACCUUUUUCAUUGCAAAGUUGCAUUUGUGAUUUUUUUUUUUUGUAGUUGAACUGGAGUGACCAUAUUUCAAAGCCACAAGUGUCUUCAAGUAGUUGAGUAUCACUAACGUCUGGGGUCAUGCAGAUGUGGUGAAUAAAAUGCCACAGCACAUAAAUGCACACUAUCAAGUUGUGCUCAGAGUUGAUUCUACCCAUAUGUUAGCUAACCAGACCUGGUUAAAAGAAAGGAAUCUUAUCUUUCCUUUCAUCUCUCUUGUUCUCCCCCAUCAUUUUUAUUGAUCCUCAGAGCUAGCUAAGGAUCUAGUUGACCAUUGGGUAAGAUAUCUAAUCCAACAAUCUGAGACCACUUUGGUAGACUAGCCAUCUUCUUGUUCUAGCAGGAAAGACUGGAAGAUUUAGCACUAAAUUUGUCACAGGAUCCAGAACAGAGUAACCUAAUAUUUGAAAAUUUCUCCUUUUUUCCCAAAGAAAUGAAGGGUGCAUUUAUCCUUCCUGGUCAAAAGAAAAUAAUAAAAUUUUAAAGUAAAGCCAGAAAAGGAACCAUAUUCCUUUUUUUAUCUACAAACUAAGAUUACACAUUCUCCUUUAAGGCUAUGCUUUUUUAUUUCUAUGGUAGAACUGAGGGAAGAAUCAACUCUAAACAGGCAUUUGAUCCAGGUUGUCAUUCUCUAGCCCUUCCUCUGCCAUAUAGGCAACUAGUUUAUAAGAACCAGCGAUGGGAAUCCUGCUGCUGGUAAUCUGAUCUGGCUGCUUGCUAUGUUACUGUCAUGGCCAUAUUACAAUGCAGUACUCAGCCUAAAUGCUUUUGCUUCCAACUAGCACAUAUUCACCACCAUCUCUAAACUACUUGAAAAAGGCACUUUGGAACACUCUCUUGAAAGCUCAUGGUCACUCUAGUUAGCUCCCUACAUAACAUGGUUUUGCAUUACAUUCCAAACUUGAUUUUCUUGGGGGUGGGGGUGGGGUGGGGAGUGGGGUUCAAUUGUCAUCCAAAUGCCAAAACAGUUAUUCACUUUGUUAUGCGUGCUUCAAAUAUGUGUCCAAAAUGUUAACAAAAAUGAACUGCUAUGAUUUUAAAAAAGAAGAGCCGUGUGAAACCUAACCACACCUGUUUUAAAAAAAAAGUGUCAGAAUGGAUAUUCAUGCAGAUACUUGCCUUUGGAUAUAGGAUUUGUCUGGAUUUGUUUCUGCCGUUGGGAAGAUAAUUAAGAGCUUUGGGAAGGACAAGUCUCUUGAAACAGUCUUAUUAUUUUUCCUUUUAUGAUGUUUUGUGAGAUGUUUGUGGAAGUGUCAGUUUGUAUUGGUAUGCUUAAUAUAUGUAAUGUGCCAAUUUUUUUCCAGUAUUGAGAUAUAAUAAAAAUGGAAAGAAAGCUAAUCAAAAGAUAACUGCUCUCUUUGAUAAAUGCUGACUUGUGCUAUAGUUUGGGGCCUUCUGAUGCCAUGUACCAGCAGAGAGUCAGAUGAGAUAGAAAGGUGCAGGGUCAUCUAACAUUCAUUGGGAGGGGAAGAAAUUUGGACACUGACCAUGGAACCCUGAAGCCCAAACCAGAACACAGUAAGUCACCACAGGAGAAUCAGUUAGGAGUUAAAGUGACCAAACUUAGGAGUCCAACAAAGACCUAAAUUCCCUCGAAAUUAAGUUCUUCCUUUUCUUAUAAAAAGUAUAAUGACCCUGAGGCUCGAAUUUCUCCUGAGGCCUGGCUCUGCCAUGCCAUUACCUAUGUGACACUGAACAAGUGACUUAACCUCACUGAGUCUCAGUUUCCCUAAAUGUAAAAAGACAAGGGAAAUUCUACAUGCCUUCAUGGAGCUGUUGUGAAGAUCACAUGAGAGAAACAGAUAUAAAAGUUUUGUAAACCAUACAAUGUGUUACAUAAAUACCAUGAUUCAAACAUUUCUUCUUCUUCAUCAUCAACACCAUCCCCAGCCAUUUAACUUCUUAGGGCUUUAGGCAACUAAAACUGUACACUGCAGAGAAAGUGUUGACAUACAUUGGUAAAAGGUGUUUACUCAUCAGAGAGUUCUCUUUACCUGUGAAAGCACAGGUCCAAUCUCUAUCACUAUGCCAGUGUCAAGCAGUGUCAAAGGUCAGACAAAAUAGCCUGUAGAAGUUUAAGGAUAGAUUUUUCAGGUCUAGUCAGCCCUUGAUUAGGGGGCUGGCUCUGGCCUUGUGGUCUAAGGUAAAGUUGAAAGAGUGAAAUAAAAAGCUUACAAAAAGAAAAAUAGUCAUUAGUCACCAAUAUUCCCACUCUUUUCCUAGAUCUAUGACCUUUGACAGCAUGUUCCUUAUGGUAAUUAGAGGACUAGGGACCAGAGUCCCUAAUUCCCUAACUUCAUCCCCUACUCCUCACUUCUUUCCCCAACUUUUCUCAAGUUUCCUUGGUGUCUAACUCCAGUUUUCUUAGCAUUUCCUUUCAAUUACAAGAUAUAUUUGGGGGUGAUAAGAGAGCUUUCCUUGUGCCCCACCCCUCUUGCCCCAGUAGAGACAAUUUCUCCUGAAUGACCCAACAACCCAACUUAUGCUCAAAGAGCAGAUACUGGCUACCUGGGGUUGGGAUAACAGCUGGAGGUAAAACUCAGGAAGUCCUCUAACAGAAAUGUUUCUAUUCCACGGCCAAAUCAAGCAAAAGACAAGUCAGCCAAGCCCUUUGUGUUCCUUCCCAAUACUCUUCUGCCCUGUAUCACUUCUCUUUUAGCUCUUUUCCACAGGCUCUUGAUUUUCUCAUCUAAUCCUUUGUAUGUGGAUUUCUCUUUCUCAUUCCACCCUUUAUUGCUUCACCUUUUUCCUGCCCUAUUUUCCAUCCUCUUCUGCUUGACCCCUGUCCUCUCUUCUUGGUUUUCUUUCUCAUUCCCUUGGGCUUAUCCUAUCACAGUCUACUCUAGCUUUUCCUCCUCAGAAUCAGAGAGUAUAGAAUGUCAGAGUUGGAAGGGACCUUAGAGUAUAACAACAACUAAUAAUUUCAAUUGCCACUUUCAUUUCUCAGUUUUCAAAACACUUUGAAAGAGAUAACCUCGUUUGAGCUUCACAACAAGCCCAUGAGUUAGGUAGCAUAAUAUUAUUAAACCCAUUUUACAGAUGAUAAAAAAGGCUCAGAGGGGUAAAGGUACAUUCCUAAGGUCACACAGCUAGUAAAUCAAAGAACCUAGAUUUGAACCUAAGUCUUUUGACUCCAUUUCCAGUCUGCUUUUCAAAACUGCUUGAAGGUUGUAACUGGAAUUAUACAGAUGGAUGCAAAGACACCAGAAUAUUAGAGUAGGAACAGAUUUUAGAUCAUGAAACAUAAAAUUAGGACUAGAAAGGAUUUUGAGGAUCAAUUGAGAUCCAGUGGAGAAAGUGAGUGACUUGUCCAAGGUCACCAAACUAGUCAGUGGUAGAGCGAGGACUAGGAUUCAGAUUUUGUGACUCCCAAGUUCAGUGCUCUUCCCACAGCCCAGCCUCCUUACCUCUGGCCCAUGGUUGAUCAGGCACCAGCCACCAAUCUCCAAUUGAACCAGGGCCCUGGAGGAGGUGCUGAGCUAUGCCCCAUCCAAAUGCUCCCUAAGACAGGGAGUAUGUGGGGAGGGGAUGCUACUGUAACUUGUUGGAAAGAGUAGAAUCGCAGAAUUUUAGAGAUGAAAGUGAUCCCUAUAAAGCAGCCAGCCCAUACCUUUAAUUUUGUAUAUGAAGUAAAGGCAAGCAGAGAUGGUGACUCACCUGUGGUCCCAUGGCUAGGGGCAGAGUCACAACUUGAAGUCAAUUCUCCUUAUCUGGGCCAGUAAAAAGAACCAGAUGGGCUUUUCUCUCUUCUCUUCAGAAGCUCUGAAUGAUGAGGCCAAAGUAGAUCCAAGAAAAGCAUUCCCUGAUCUCCACUCUGUACAUUGGGAAGAAUGAAGGAGACAGGAUUGAAAAACCUCCACUGCCCAAACUGGGAGUAAUUCUCAUGAGGUUUGGAAGAGUUCCUGUGGGUGCACACUCUUACUGCCACCUCCCCAACUAGUAAAAUAAGUGUGGGGUUUUUUUCCUUUGAUGAAUGAAAGGACCCAAAAGUUAUUGGAGAGGAAUGUUUGUUCACUGGGGAUGGAUAACAACACUCCCAAAUGACCUCCCUGCCAUCCCCCGUGGCUCUCAGCUUGGAUCUCCUUGGAGUCCUGGCAUCUUUUAGAAUCAGUCAAUCACCAUUUAUUUGGCAUCUACUCUAUAUGUCAGACAUUGAACUAGGUACUGAGGAUAAAAAGAGGACAAUGAAAUCAUUCCUACCCUCAAGGAGCUUAAAUUCCACCAAGAUCCAGAGCUUCCAAAAGAUCAUCAAAGGCAUUUAGAAAACCUGACCAACAGCACUGAGGUAAGAUUUCUUAUCCUUAAAGGGAAAAAAUGUUCCAGAAUUCUGUUCAUCUCCUAUAAGCCAGAAAUCUAUUCUUCUGCCCUUUCUCUUCCCAUCAUUCUAUACCAUGGGAUUUCCUUCUCUGCUAUCACUGCCUACAAUCCAAGCAAUGGAAAAAAUAAAGUUAUAGCUGAGAGCGGUAGAAUAUUAGAACUAGAAGGAAACUUAGGAACCAAUGAGACCCCAAAACUCAUUUUACAGAUAAAGGGAGGCUCAAAGAGAAGUAACUUUCAUAAAGUUUCAAAAGGAGUUAGUGGCUCUUCCUCUGUGAAAAAGGAAAACAAUCCUCGAUAGCAGAAACUGCUUUUCCAUUUAGGAAGGACCAGUGGCCUUGGUCUUUAAUUCAUUUAGACUCACAAAAUGUGAGAUGUCUAUUCUAGACAUAACAUAGAAUGUUAGCUCUAGAAAAAACCCCAGAAGUCAACUAGUACAAAAAUGAGGUUCAGAAAUGAGAGGUGAUUUGCUAGUCAAUAAGACUGCCACGACUACCUUGGUCUCCUGACUUUCAUUCCAUUGUUUUGCCCCUUACACUACAAAACACACAAAACAGAAUUUCUUAUUUAGCCCUGGGCCACAUCCACCAGCUGACAGGCUACUUGAGUUCUUAGAAUCUUCACCUGGCUGUUCAUUCUAAUUAGACUAUUUGAACUGUUAGUUCCUUUGACAGUUCUGAUUUCAGAGUGGCCAUCUGGUAAACACAGGCAUUUUUUUCUGGCAAAGAUGAUUGCCAUUAAUUCAUAUGAAAUGUGUAACAAAGGACCAAUUUGACCCUUGCAAAUGUCAGAUGUAAGACUAUCUCAUGGACAGUGUUGGGAGAAAAAAUAUUUCUUUCAACAUCAUAUUUCAGAUUCAACCUGUUCCUUACUGAGUUUAACCUGUACCUUAAUUAUUUCAUUCUUAGAAAUAUCAAUGUAGACCCUAAUUCUUCUCUAUGGUAGUUUCCUUUCUUCCUCAGAAUACUCUAUCACUGAACUUCCUAGUCUUUCUAGUAGUACUGUUGUCAGAGGGGCCAAUGAAGAACUUUAAAGGGAAAAAAUAAGGGAACUUAAUAGGAAUUGUAUUCCAGGGAUCCAGGUUUGAUAAGGGUAAGCCAACUUCCUGGUCAUGAGCCUUUCCUAUUGAGCUAGGCUAUUCCCUGGAUGACAAGCAUCUGAAAUUUACAGACACAUAGUCUAAGCCCUAACUAAAGCUGAAAGACUCUCUAAGGUCCUGGAAAAUUGACUGAGUUAUGCCCUUUCCAAAUAGUCCCCAGAGCAUAAGAUUAUUGACUUGAUUUUGAGGAAGAGUUGGGAAUACCUCCCAGUCUUUGACCUCUAUUGAAUGUGGUUUCAAGAACCCAUGGUCACCUCCUUGCCAAUGAAGCAUCAAAGGGUGUAUGACUUUAACAAAAGAUUAAGGAUUCAUACCAGGCAAAUAUCUUCUCUUCACAUUAAUAUCCCUAAAUACAUGGGGAAAUAAAUGGGAAUCUCAGAAUUCAAAGGGACCUCAGAGACCAUCUAGUUUAAGCUAUACCUGAAUCAGGACCUUCACCAUAACAUUCCAACCAGGGGUUGAGAGUGAGAUUUUCCCUACCCUAUAUAUAUAUAUAUAUAAAAUUUACUUCUCUACAGAUAGAGAUGCUUUAAAGGCUUGAAUCAGUCUUUCGUCUCAUACAGGAUAGACUAUAAAUGCUCUCAUAUAGAAUAGACUGUAACUGUUUUGUCUUUUCAUACAUUAAGCAUUCUCCUUAAACCUUUAAAAGUCUGUGGUUAGGAUGGAAUAAUCAGGGAAAAGGUCAGAGCUCCCAAAAUAGCUACUCUAGAGUAGCUCUGGACCAAUAAGUACUGGUAGAAUAAGUAAUAAAAGCAAGACCUUGAUGACAACCCUCAAAGUUGACCAAAUGACUUAAAAGCGGCAGAAUUGUGUAAUAGCUAGGCCCAAGAUGGCUGCCUCUAAAGUUUUUGAUGAGUUUUCUACUGCCGAAGUGUGAAAGUCAUGAGCUAUGUAACCCAGCAACAUUGAUGUGGAGAACCAAUAGAUGAGAAGACAAUGCUAUAUAAUUACUUAUCGCAGAAAUAACUAAUAGCAUUUUUACUGCUUUAAUCUUGGGGACUCUAUGGGUAUAAGUAUCCCUCUUCCCUGUGGCUUGAGGUCUUUCAGGCCGUAGACCUGCCUGAGACCAGCUUUAUUGUGUGAUAGGCCCUCUCUCAAUAAACCUAUUUUCUAUGGCUUGGAGACUUUGGUUUUUCUUCAUCUAACCCUGUGACUUAGAAAUUUUCUCAACUGGGUCAUGCAGCCACUUUUCAAAGGCAGCCAGUGAGGUGGAAUCCACUGUGACUUGAAGUUAGUCUUUUCUACUUUGGGGUAACCAUAAUUGUGAAAUUCUCCCUAAGCUUAAUUUACUCAUUUUCAGCCUCUACAUACUGUUUCCUGUUCUGUCCUCUAAGACCAAACAGAAAGAGUCUAAUCCCUCAUCCAUGUGACUAAACAUUCAAAUACAAAUUUCCUGCCUUUAAUUCUUCAGUCUGAAUAUUCCUAAUUCCUUCAACAUCCUUUAACAGGUGUGAUCUCAAGACAUUUCACCACCCUCAUACUCUUCUCUGGAUGCUCUCCAGUUUAUCAAUUCCUGAAAUGAGCCAACCAGACCGAAAGCAAUAUUCUAGGUGUGAUCUGACCAGGGAAGAAAGCAGGACAACUGUCAUUUCUAACACUAUAUCAGUCUCAAAAACUAAAUGUGCAUUAGCUUUCUUGAUUGUGUAUUAGGCUGGUGACUCAUAAUGAGCUCACAGGCCUGUAAAACUUCCAUAUCUUCUUUUAGAAAUAGCCAGAUCUCCCACAUCUUACACUUGUGAAGUUAAUAAUGACCCCCAAAUGUCAACAUUUACAUUUGUCCUUAUUAGCUAGAAUCACAUUAUCUUUGUUCCAAUGAAAUAUCUGGUCCAUAGCUUUAUGGAUCCUGUCUCUGUCAUCCUUGAUGUUAAGUAUGCCUCCCAGAUUUUAGAUGACACACAUCUAAAAAUUUGAUAAGCAUGUGUAAUUUACACUCUUAACCAAGUCAUUGAUUUUUUUUAUUCAAAAAGUACAUGGUCAAUCACAGAUUUCUUAUUCAAUACACUGGAAACCUUCUUCCAAGUUGACAUUAAAUCACUGACUCAUUGGGCCUACACUGAAAACCUCCUUCCAAAUUGACAUUAAAUUACUGAGUCUUUGGGUCUACACUGGAGACCUCCUUCCAAACUGACAUUAAACCACUGACUCUGGGUCUGCUCAUUUAACAGGUUACAAAUUCUCCCACCUGUGUCCAUCUAGACCACCUCGCUUCCCUUGUUUUACAAUAAUAGUAUGAGGUUUUUGUUCAAUGCUCUGCUAAAAAUCUAGGUAAACCAUAUCUACAACAGUGCCCUGUUCUACAGAGCUUCUAGUAGGUCUGUCCAAAAUAAAUAAAUAAAUAAAUAAGGUAAGUUUGACAUGACCUACUCCUAAUGAAGUCAUCCUGGAGGCUACUUUUUCUAAAUGUUCACUAAUUAUCCCUUUUUAAUAGUAUGCUCUAGCAUUUUCCCAAGCAUACAAGUCAAUUUCCCUGGCUUAUUUUCAGGUACCAUUCUAUUUCCCCUCAUUAAAGAAAAAUAUUGCCCUUCUCCAACCCUGCAGCAUUCCUCCCAUCCUCACAUUCUCCCACUCUCCCAAAUCUUCCAGGUUAUCUUGGACAACAAUUCCCUAUUAACCAUUUUUUGUUUUUUUCUUUUUCAGGCCAAAUAUCAUUCUCCUUGGGGGAGGGGGCAGAAAUAAAAGUCAAGCAACGCCAUACUCUGACAUCUUUCAUCAUUCACCCUAAGCAGUGGCUCUAUCCCUUCUCUGAUCCUACUCUUUCCCCAAAUAUAGCCAAAAGAUCCCUUUUGUUGGCCUUAACUUUCUUCACCAGCUUCAGCUCAUUCUGAGCUUUAGCGCACUUGUCAAGAUUUUUACAGGACCACAUCACAUUUGGUAUUCAUUCUCUGUUACCUGCCUGCCUUUGCUUCUAUCUUCUGCAUGUCUUUUUUUUUUUUUUUUACUGGUUGAUGAGUCCAUCUUAGACAGCUUUUCCUAUUCUUUCCCAUCGGAAUGAUUUCUUCAAAACUUCAUCCUUAAGAGCCUUCCCUAGCUCUUAGGUGGACUUCCCCUAUACAUUUCCCCCAUAGGACCCUUCCUCAGAGUCCUUUGAAAUCUGCUUUCAAAAUCUUGGAUGUAUAACUAACUGUCCCUGGCUUUCCUCUCCUCUAGCACAAAUUCUGAGACAGGACUGUAUGUUACCCACAAGGUUCCCAUCUAUUCUAAACCAGCAACCAUUUUCUCCUUGCUAUAAGAAUCAGAUCCAGAAUAGAGUUCCCCUCAUUUAUUCCUCUAUCUCUUGAAGGAUAAAAUCAUCAUUAAGCACAUAUAAGGAAUUACUGAAAGCGCUGCCUAACAUAGAGUAAUAAGUUUAGUAAAUGUCCGGAUAAUUGUAGUAUGCCCCCCCCCAAAACCAAUACUAUUAUAUAAUUUCUCUGUGUCAGGCUUGUGAUGCUUCCUAACUCUUAUUUUCUCACUUAUAGAAUCACAGAAUUUUAGAAUGGGAAGGAAUCUCAAGAGCUUUCCAGGCUAACCCAUACACAAAAGGAAUCUCCAACAGAAUAUACCCAACGAGUGUUUAUCCAACCCUUCCUUAAAGACUUCCAAAGACAAGGGACCCACCACUUCUCAAGGCCACUUAUUCUACCUUUGAAUAGUUCUAAUUAUUAGGGAAUUUUUCCUUACACUAAACCUAAAUUUUCUUUUUGCAGUUUCUACCCAUUAUUGCUGGUUGUGCCCUCUGGGACCAAGUAGAAUAUUCUUAUCCAGGUUUCUAUUGUUUUCUCCAUCACUUUUCCCUAAAGGCUUCCCACCAUGUUUCACCCACUCAGGAUUGUGGAUAGUGCUUAUAUGAAUAUACCUUUUUAUCUUACUAGGCUGUUCUGCUACCAUCUCCUUUCUUUUCAUUCUGUACCUUGCUAGCAUCUCUGGUUCUAGUCUCUGGUCACAUCCUAUCAAAAGUCUCAGUGAUAGCUAUAAAGUAAAAUUUGUCUCCCUGUAUUAGGAUAUCCAGUAGUCUUCAUUUAUCACCCAUAAUUCAUACAUCUAUGUAUGGAGCUCUAUGACUGUGGACUUUAUCAUUGGAUCUUUUUUUUUUAAGUGUCUCCUGUGAAUAAGGAAACCAAAGCUCCAAAAGAUUAAGCAAUUGAUUUGUCUUAUGGCCUCACUGUCCCUUAGUGUCUUCUAAGAACAGCUUCCCGAAUUUAUUCAGGAAGAAAUAUGUCUACUUUCUUUUGUUUUAGAAAGAAGAGAAAAUAAUUAAAAACUGGCAGACUUUCCUUUGGACAAAUGGAAAUCCUGAUUCUAUGAAAUGAGCCAGAGCUCUGAGCAUUAAAGAACUAUGGAGAUCAUACAGCUAGAAGGGCAAGAACAACCUCUUAUGGAGAUGCUCACCUCACAUGGCCACUUCCUUAAACCCUAGGAGGUGAAAGCUGAGAUUUAGGAUCAUUGAGCCCUUUGUUUUACAACAGAGAAUCAGAGAGCAACUGUGCCUUCCCCGAGAUUACACACAGGGUUGAAAUGGCAGAGCCAAUGCUUAAAAGAUCUUCUGAUCUUUAAACCAAUGUCCUUUCUACUAUGUUACACUGCCUUCUAAGAAAACAGUUAGAUGGAGGGAGCAGAGAAUUGAAAGAGAGCAUCUUAAAAUAAUAGAAAGAACACUGAGUUCAAAGUCAGUAGUCUAGAUUAUGUGACCUUAGACAACUCACUUAACAUAUUAGGGCCAUGAUUUCUUCCUCUUCAGAAUGGACAGGAUUAUUUCUAAGAUUCCUUCCAACUUUCAGACACGUAAUGAAUUUUUUCAAGAAGGGAAAGUUAGUGAAUGGAGGACCAAAAAUAGCAUGAAUGAGUUCAGAGACCAUUGAAGACCAUAAAAGACCUUUUCAUAGGCCAAACUCCCUUGUGGUCCUUCUGGCUAAAAGGGCUUGUUCUGAGCUGAGAGAAACACUACUUUGCUCCCACAAAAAUUGUGUCCUAUUAGGAACAUGCAUUAAAGACAUGGGUACCAUGAAUACUGGCCAAUAAGAUGACAAACCUGAAUUACUAAAGAAAAGUUACUAAAGAAAAGAAUUUAAACUCUAGGAAAAUCCUAGCCUUGACCCACUGCUUAUGAGAGGUAUCAUUAUAUCUGGGUCAAGGCUAAGGGCUCACAGUAUGGCACUAUGUCAUAUGAGAUAACUUGAAAUGGGUCCUCUUGAACAUCUCAGUGCCAUUCAUAUAGACUCCUUAGUCUCAAAAUUAGAGAGUAACUUAUGGGUUCUCAAAGAGAACAGCCUCUACCUGCACCAUGAAUCCCCUCUAAAACAACUCAAGUGGUCAUUCAGUUUCUGAUUUACCAUUCACUUCCUUGAGCGAGAUCUAACUAUCAUCAGACAACCCUAAUAAUCAGAAGAUUAAUGAGGCAGCUAGGUGGCACAGUGGAAAGAGCACCAGGCCUGGAAUUAGGAGGACCUAAGUUUGAAUUUAACCUUUGAUGCUUACUAGCUGUGUGACCCUGGGCAAGUCACUUAACCA
Dromiciops gliroides (monito del monte) is the source of this 14133-nucleotide messenger RNA. It is a transcript of the gene PRKCB, whose product is annotated as protein kinase C beta. Gene Ontology annotation, biological process: protein phosphorylation. NCBI's taxonomy places the organism in Eukaryota, Metazoa, Chordata, Mammalia, Microbiotheria, Microbiotheriidae. Gene Ontology annotation, molecular function: diacylglycerol-dependent serine/threonine kinase activity; zinc ion binding; ATP binding. The record is from RefSeq and is a predicted model, not a curated record. The transcript is spliced from 17 exons. Bases 1112 to 3133 code for a protein of 673 amino acids.